Lecanosticta acicola is the source of this 3258-nucleotide messenger RNA. Lineage: Eukaryota; Fungi; Ascomycota; Dothideomycetes; Mycosphaerellales; Mycosphaerellaceae. The record is from the annotation of a GenBank genome assembly.
AUGCCUCCUGUGUCAGAGAGCGACACCAACAAGAUGAGUCAGAAAGCUAGUGCCCGAGCAGACGGCAAGCGCAAACGCGUCGAGAUCGAUCUUACCGCAAGCGACGAUGAUCUGGACGCUCCAGCGAAGAUGCCCAAGAAUGCAUCGGAGCAGAAUGCUCGCAAUCGUGGCCGAAUGGAUCAGCCUGGCGUCACGGGAGCCAGAGUACCAUACGCCACGCCGCCAACGAGUAGUGCUUCGAGGGGCCGAUAUGAGAGCGUGAAUGGUACUCCAAGCAGCUCUCUCCAGCAGCACAGCCAACCGGAACGUGACUCAUGGCAGCAGCAUGGCAUCACUGAGGAUGAUUUCAACGAGAUUAUAAGUUCUUCGCAACAGGAUACUGACUACCUACAUCAAUACGGCGAGCUGGCGACAAAAGUCGUCGGGGUGCAGUACUACCGGGGCUACGCAAAUUCCGGAGAGCAGAUUCUUAUAAGAAGAGAACCUAGCAAUCCGUACGACAGCAAUGCCAUCCGGGUCGACGAUGUCCAAGGAACUCAGAUUGGCCACAUUCCCAGAGGAAUGGCUUCGAAGCUCGCCAAAUACCUCGACAACCGCUGGCUCCAUCUUGAGGGCCAGCUGGCUGGUGAGAUCGGUCAAUUCGACUGCCCACUGACAGUGCAGAUGUACGGGCCCGAUCCGAACUCGGAUGAAGGCAAGAGGCUCCGGGGUAGAAUGGGCGCAGACAAGUUGUCCACCAAGACCGUUCAGGACGCCGAGAAGCGCCGCAGAGAAGAAGAGAAAGAACGUCUCGCUGCUGCAAGGCGAGCUGCUGCUAUGGCUCCCGGAAAGUAUUCGAGUCAAUCUGCUCCUGCAGGUGGUAGUCAACAGCAAUUUGAUAUGUCUGCCCUACUGGAGGCGUCACAGCGCGUCAACCCACGGGAGAUCAAUGAAGCCACCGACAAGCUUGGUUUCUCCGAGCAAGAGCUUAUGGACAUGCCGCAAGCGCCCAAGCCAGGCGGAAUCCAGACAAACAUGUUGCCAUAUCAGCUGCAAGCACUUCAAUGGCUCCUUGACCAAGAGAAUCCACGACAGCCAGGAUCUAGUGCAAGGGACUCUGUGCAGCUGUGGACAAAGACUCAAAAUCGCUACACCAACUUGGCCACCAACUUCACAACGGGAACUGCUCCUCAACUCGCCAGUGGAGGUAUUCUGGCGGAUGAUAUGGGACUGGGCAAGACGCUGGAGAUGAUAUCGCUCAUUGUGGCAGAUGCUGAGAAGUCUGGUCGCGGCACCACUCUCAUCGUGGCGCCUCUGUCGGUCAUGAGCAAUUGGUCGGGACAGAUUUCAAGCCACGUCAAGGAGAACCACAUGCUCAGCGUAUAUACUUACCACGCCGCUGGCCGUGUCGACAUGAAAGCGGCGGAUUUCGAGAAGCACGAUGUCGUGCUGACUACAUAUCAGACACUUACGGCAGACUACAUGCCAAGGGGAAGCUCCAAGACGCCAGAGGCGAAGUUGCGCAGUAAAGGCCUCUACAGCGUUGCAUGGCGGCGAGUGAUCCUGGACGAAGGACAUACGGUCCGCAAUGCGAAGUCGAAGGGCACUUUAGCCGUAACCGCCCUGACAGCGCGGUCUCGCUGGGUCUUGACCGGCACACCGAUUGUGAACAGCCUCGGCGACCUGUUUUCGCUGCUCCGUUUCAUCCAAAUCACCGGCGGCCUGGAGCAGUCAGAGAUGUUCAGUCGUGUGCUCACGCGGCCUUACAACAAGGGCCAGGAGAGUGCUGUUGUCCUACUGAAGCUCAUCAUGAAAGCCUUCACUUUGAGACGUCGUAAAGACGUGGACUUCAUCGACUUGAAGCUACCAGUUCUGGACGAGUUUGUGCAACGCAUCGACUUCACGCAGAAGGAGCGCGAACGCUACGAGGCCUUGAAUCAAGAAGCUCAUGGCCUGGUGAAGAAGUAUGAGAAAUCCUCGAACAACGGAACAAAGAAUGCCACCGACGCGUACCAACAUCUACUGGAGGUGCUUUUGCGCAUGCGACAGUGCUGCAAUCACUGGCAGAUGUGCGGCGAACGAGUGACCAAGUUGAUGGCUCAAUUACAGGAGGCCAAGACUGUGGAUCUGAAUGACGAGAACAAGAAGGCGCUACAACAUGUGUUACAAGUGCAGAUUGAGUCUCAGGAAGAUUGUGCGAUUUGUCUGGAGACGCUGCACAACCCAGUGAUUACCACUUGCGGUCAUUUCUUUGGUAUGGAGUGCAUCUCCAAAGUCAUCGAAACGCAGCACAAGUGUCCUAUGUGUCGAGCCGAGCUGAAGGACGAGUCUGUCCUAGUGUCUCCCGCCGUCGAGGGCGGCGAGCAAGCGCAGGACGAUGACCUCGACCUAGCACAGUCCUCCAGCAAACUCGAGAGGCUUGUGAAUAUACUGGGCGCCACGAGGGAGGGUAAGGCGGCCGGCAAGACGGUCAUAUUUUCGCAGUGGACGAGAUUCCUGGACAUUGUGCAAGCGCGCAUUGAAAAGGAGGGAUACAAGUUCUGUCGGUUGGAUGGGUAUGGAGAAGCCGUGAUGCAAGGAAUGGUACAAUUCUGUCUCGGCUGCUGACCUCUGGAUAGUACGAUGUCGGCCAAGAAUCGCGAUGAUUGCCUGCGUGCGCUUGAGCAAGAUGACGAGACGACCGUCAUGUUGGCGUCUUUGCAAGUGUGUGCAGUCGGACUGAACCUGACCGCGGCAAACAAUGUAAGCCACCCUACCCGGAUCUUCGCAGCAAGAUUGUUGCAACACGGAGCCAUGGGCUGACAGUAGUGGCUAGGUGAUACUUGCGGAUACCUGUAAGAGCGUGGCAUGCCUAAUGAUCCUGUGAAUGGCUAACAGUGCGUAUCAGGGUGGGCACCGGCCAUUGAGGACCAAGCCGUUGAUCGCGUGCACCGUUUAGGACAGAAGAAGCAAUGCAGGUACGUAACAGGAGUGGGAAGUCCAUCGAGUGAUGCUGUGAUCUGCCGGGAGGUCUGUCCACAUCGGAAGUCUGAUCUAAGUUGCAUCGUUCGCAGGGUCUUCCGGCUGGUGAUGGAUGGGACGAUCGAAGAGCGCACGCUAGAGGUGCAGGCGGAAAAGCGGAAACUGGUGAGUGGUGCUCGCAAGCGUGUGGUGUCUGUCGAGAAGAUGGAAUGCUAACGCGAAUCAUGGCAGAUGAGAAUCGCCUUCUCGGAGAAGGGCAGCAAGAGGGACAAGGCUCGCAGCGGAAGAUUGGGGGACAUCAAGAAGCUGCUGGCCUAA